Molecule: messenger RNA, 3265 nt
Organism: Coniophora puteana RWD-64-598 SS2
Lineage: Eukaryota; Fungi; Basidiomycota; Agaricomycetes; Boletales; Coniophoraceae
Exons: 13
Coding region: 1-2412 (803 amino acids)
Biological process (GO): fatty acid beta-oxidation; very long-chain fatty acid catabolic process; peroxisome organization
Cellular component (GO): peroxisomal membrane
Molecular function (GO): ATP binding; ATP hydrolysis activity; ABC-type transporter activity
Source: RefSeq, a predicted model, not a curated record
AUGGUCGCAUUCUCAAAGAUCACCAGAGACCGCACAGAGCAGAUCGCCCACCUCCUCAAGAGCUCGUCCUCGCGCCGCCCGCUGUACAUCCUCCUCGUCGCUCUCCUCGUUGUCCGCGGUGCAAUCAUUCAUAAACUCAAGGAUUCAAGACUUCAGGAAAGCAAGAGCAAAGACAAAGCAUCGGAGACCAAUGCGUUCGGCUUGCGGACUAUCCCCCAGUCGAGACUCGCCGCCGAUGCGCGGCAUUUCCCCCCUUUGCCGCCAGCCGCUUCAUCGAAGCCGAACAUUGACUAUGCGUUUGCAAGACAGCUUGCUGCUAUCGUGUUCCGUGUUGCCAUACCGAAAUGGUACUCCCGGGAGUCGUUCAUCCUCCUUGCGCAUUCGCUCUUCUUGGUGAUGCGGACAGUGCUGAGUGUCGCUGUUGCGAGAUUGGAUGGGCGGAUCGUAAGAGAUCUUGUUAGGGCUGACAAGGCAGGGUUUGCGAGGGGUCUGGGGCUCUGGUUUGCGCUUGCAGUACCAAGUAUAUACACGAACUCGAUGAUUCGGCAUCUCCAAUCCGUGCUUGCGAUCAGGUUCAGGACACGGCUAACACGAUACAUUCAUGAUCUUUACUUAUCAUCUGCACCAAACUACCGCUACUACCGCGUACCCUUGGAGGGUGUCGACCAAUACAUCACCGCUGACGUUGAAGCCUGGGCGGACAGUAUUGCAGGAAUCUAUGGAAAUCUGUUGAAGCCAACGUUGGACAUGCUACUAUUCACUUCACAACUCGCCCAGGAACUGGGAUUCCGAGGGACCGUGCUCUUGUUCGUGAACUAUUACAUCACAGGCAAAAUCCUCCGUGCUGCAACGCCUGCAUUCGGGAAGCUUGCAGCCGUCGAGGCCCGCCUAGAGGGCGAAUACCGGACAGGUGUCGGACGCGUCGGCAGAGAAGGAGAGGAAAUUGCCUUCUACGACGGUGGGAGUAGGGAGCGUGAUAUCCUGACCAAGGCGUACUUGAAGCUCGUCAAGCACGUUAACUCAAUAUACAAGAUUCGCAUAGCAUACGAGUGGACAGAGGACUUCGUUAUCAAGUACCUGUGGUCUGCUGCUGGGUAUGGUCUGAUCGCCGUCCCGCUGCUGAUUACCCGGAAACGGAAGGAAGCGGAGGCGAAACAGAAAGAGAUGGAGAAGAUGGUCACGGAGGUUGUGGACGAGGUGAUAGACCAUGUUGCUGGAGAAGACGAAGUGCGACAAGACGGGAGCGAUGAUGUCGUUGCAGGUCGUACCGAGACUUACAUCUCAAAUCGCCGACUGCUGCUCUCGCUCGCCGAUGCGGGUGGUCGCCUCAUGUUUGCCUACAAGGAUGUUUUGGAGCUUGCUGGGCUUACGACAAGAUUGUAUACCCUCCUCUCCGAGCUCCAUAAUCUUCCUCCGCUGCCCAAAUCGACGCUCCCCGUUGAUGGUGACGCCCACGUAGACAGCGACAGCUUCACCCUCUCCCACGUCGACGUCCGCAUUCCUUACCUUGGCACCGCCUCCGAUCGAGACACACCUGCAGAACCGAAGGUAAUCGUGAGCGGCGAAGACGAUGACGAAAAAAGCGUCUCUUCCGAGCCCGACGAGAACGCCCUGCUGCUAGUGCGCGACCUGUCGUUGCACCUCCGCCGCGGCGAACACCUCAUGAUCACGGGCUCCAACGGCGUUGGCAAGACCGCUGUCGCGCGCGUCCUCGCGGGUCUCUGGGCGCCCUCGGGCCCGCUCGCGGAGCUUCGCCGCCCCGCGCCGUCGCACGAUGUCAAUCUCGAGCGCGAGCGGCCGGGCGUGUUUGUUGUCCCGCAGAGGGCGUACCACCCCACUGGGACGCUGCUCGGGCAGGUCGUGUAUCCGCAUACGGUGGCGCAGUUCUAUGAGAGCGGACGGAGUGAGGAAGAGAUCCAGGAUAUACUGGAGAGCGUGUUCUUGGGCUACCUUGUGGGGCGUGAGGGUGGGUGGGACGUCACGAAGGAGUGGAGAGAUGUAUUGAGCGGUGGGGAGAAGCAACGGAUGGCCAUGGCCCGUGUUUUCUAUCAUUGUCCCAAGUUUGCCAUCCUCGAUGAGUGCACGAGUGCGGUGUCGGGCGACGUCGAGGGUCAAAUGUACGAACAUGCGAAACUGAUGGGCAUCACGCUCAUCACCAUCUCGCUACGGCCGUCAUUGACGAAGUAUCACAACAACCUGCUUACGCUCACGGGCGACGGCACGGGCAGCUGGAUGUUCUCGCGGAUCGGGGAGAACGAGCCGGGAUCGCCCAAGAUAGAUCGCAGUAGGAGCCCGGUGGUGGAUCGAUUCUCGGAAGAGAUCAAGUCACUCGAGAAGAAGCUAUCGCAGGCGGAGCAGUGGCAGACGCGCGUCAAGGAGCUGGAAGGAAUGUUGCACAAGACGGAUGCUUGAGUCAGGCGGGCCGACUAAGCUGAGAAGGCGGAUUGUUGUGGCGGAUGUGCCCGACUCUCCUCGAGAUGGUAAUGAUGCAAGGAAGCUGGAGCUUAAGCUUGAAUGUUAUCCGGACCUGUGCCCGAGGCACUUAUGCCCUCUGAGAGCGCCCAGCUGAGAAGGCAGCAGGAUUUGGAAGGUGGUAAACUGUGUAUUUAUGCUAUCAGACGAUCUGUUGUAGGCAUGUUGCAGACUGUAGCGGCUGCUGAUGCUUCAUACGCACUCGUUCUUCACGAAUGGCUGUGGAGCGUUCUGGUGCCUGAAUUUUGCUUCCGUUCCAGCUGUCAAAAGGCUGUCAAGGAUUGGCCGCUUCGUUCAGUAACCAAGACACCUCAUCUCCAAACGGCUUCCAGGUGCUCUUUUUCAGUCCCACAUUCGUGAGAUGGUGGUCCUUCCGAGGGUACGUUGUGCGGCGUCAAUAUGUUUUCUCGGCGUGUUACACGAACCUUCGUGGCGAGGAAGGAUUCCUUGAUCGCCCCGUGCGGCAGCACGCCUUCCUCGCUGUCUGCUACUCCGGUCCGAUUGUGCUGCAUUGGCAACUGGGUUUCCUCUGGUUGGAUCUAGGGUGCAGAGGCCUGUGUUAACGCUUGUCUACAUGCGGACAGAUAACGAUUUCAUCUUGCGCGCUCGGCGACUUUUCGAUUAGGGCUGCUGAUUAUAUCACCACCUUUCGCGGACAGACGGUGAACGGCACUGACAACCCUAAUAUAUUGUACUAAAAUGUGCCACCGGCCUUUCUCUCCUCAAGUGCUGGCCUAAACACCGCCGCCCCUUUCGGUGCUUAUUUAUAUACUGGAUAUCGUCUGUCCCUUCG